Molecule: messenger RNA, 1980 nt
Organism: Effrenium voratum
Lineage: Eukaryota; Dinophyceae; Suessiales; Symbiodiniaceae
Source: the annotation of a GenBank genome assembly
UGGCUCGAGCCGCGCGCAAGCGUUGCGCCGCGGAUGGCCACGUGCGAAUGAAGCUGCUGGCGGCUUUCUGGGCCCAUGGCUUGGCUUCCAAGGUGCCGCAAGCGAAGCUCUUAGAGCUGGACGGAGGACUCCGACUUCGAGGAAAGAAGGUCAGCGGCGAUCCCACUUUCGCGACGUUGGAUUCGGACAUCUACCCGGUGGCGCCGCAAGACGAAAUCGCCUCAGGUGUCGCGGCGGCUGCAGCAUGGACACCUCCAGGUAGCUCGCUCCCUCGCUACCAGCGGAAGGAGUCGCAGGCUGCCAACGCCUUCCCCGAGACCGCCUUCCAGGCGGCUCCGAAGCCACUGCGUGGCCAACACAUGGAGUGCCACGACUCUCCACAUGGGUGGCAGGAUGCCAAUGGCAACAGCUGCUACCAGUACGAGAAAGGCGAUUGGUGCACUAGCAGCGGGCAGGGCGCUGGAUGGAAAGACUCCUGGGGCUCCUUUCUGGAGUGGUCCAAAGCGAGCAAUGGUCUACAGGCUUGCUGCGCUUGCGGCGGCGGUCUGAAGUUCCUGGCCGCCGAGGACAGCGCGCCCCUGGCGGCAAGGCGCCUCCAAGCGCCGGAGGAUGGCUCUGAUCCGGCGGAGGAGUUUAUGGAGGCGGCCCCUGUCACGGCGCCUUUGGACAGCAUUCCCGCGAAGUUUGCGCACUACCUCACCGCGGCAGAGACCCAAAGGCGCUCGCCGGACGUGCUGGGCCUUUCUGUGCGCUUCUACAAGGCCGAGCCUUUUGACUGCGGCCCAGCACCGGUGUCCUCCGCCAUCGACCGAUCGCUGGACUACCGCAUGGGGGCCACCGGCGGCUUCCAGCGGUUUUUGCAGCAUCACGCCAAGCACGCGGAGCCCGGGGGUUUCUUCUACGGCAAGUGGACAGGGACCAUCAACAUUCUCCAGAGGGGCAAGUACAUCUUUGAUCUCGACCUGGGCUUCGACACCGCUAGUUCCAUCAAGAUUGACGGCAAGGAGCUACUGACUUUCGGCCAGUGCCGGGCUGCCAAGGAGGAGUUCGCCUGCAGCCUCAAGCGCUGCCUGUGGAAGGACGCCUGCGUACCGCCAGGUGGUGCGUCGAGUGCCCCGGCCGCGUCGCCGGGGCCAGCCCCGGGGCUUGCACCGGCGCCGGCGCUGGCGGCGUCGCCGGAGGCGCCGCAGGCGCCGCAGGCGCCGGAGGCGGAGGCGCCGCGCCUGGCGUGGCCGCGGCUGGUGCCGGAGCGGCGCUCCGACGUCAUGAGCCCCUGGCACGGCGCGGCCCUGAUGCAAUCCCCCGCCCUGGCGCCCUCGCCCAUGCCGGACUUGCCGAGCUCGCCGGCGCCGGCGGGUCCGGCGCCGGCCGGCGCGCCCGCCAGUCCCCCCAUGGCCGCACCGGCGCCCGUUCCGGCGCCUGCCUUGGCCGCAACGCCCCCAGCGCCCGCGCCGGCGCCGGUGCCCCUCGACUCGCCGGCGCCCAGCCCCGCGACGGCGCCGGCGCCGGCGCCGGAGCUGCCGCCGGCGUUUGAGGAGCAAGAGCAGCCGGGCGAACUGUUCCUCAGCGAAGGCGGGCAUUGCGUCGAGGUGGUGGUGAAAGCCGACUCCAAUAGUCGGUCCUUGCAGCUUCGGUACAGCGGCCCAGACACCGACCAUGUGGACACGGUGGUGCCUGGGCAGGUCCUCUUCUGCGACCCGGUGGUGCCCGCUUGCACGCGCCCGGAGCUGCAGAGCUGCAAGCAGCCCAAGUGUGCAGCCGAAGCGGCUGCAUCGGGGCCUGCACCGGGGCCUGCGCCGGCGGCUGCGCUCGGGAAGGAGCCGGUGAUCCCCGCAGGUUGGCGAGUGGCCCAGAUGAUGGAGGCUCCCAUGGAGGCGCAGGCCGCACACUGAGAGAAGCAUCUCACACUGCGACGCUGGCUGAGAUGCCUGCGGGGAAACAGCCGCAUGAAGGUGUGUUUCUGCUGAGGGUACCUCGAUU